Molecule: messenger RNA, 2165 nt
Organism: Patiria miniata (bat star)
Lineage: Eukaryota; Metazoa; Echinodermata; Asteroidea; Valvatida; Asterinidae
Product: amine oxidase [flavin-containing]-like
Exons: 20
Coding region: 299-1843 (514 amino acids)
Molecular function (GO): oxidoreductase activity
Source: RefSeq, a predicted model, not a curated record
UAACUUGUUGUUAGUGGUACGGCGCGGUACGGGUAAGGUCGGCUAGGCCUGGGUUAGUAUCGAUCAGCAUGACGCGGCGAUUUUGACCACCCGUCUGUUCCCGUCCACCAUCUGGUGUAUUACGUACUGCGGUUGUUGUGUGCAUGCAAGGCGACAGCACUAAUCCUUGUGUAACUUAUGGUGUUGGAUUGAUGGUUCUUCGUACGUGGAGAACAAAAAUCAGGCCUUGCACCUUUGUCUAGUGAUUUAGCGCGUCAGUUAAGCUACGUGUUCAUCAAGUCUUGGAUUACUUCAAGCGAUGUCGAAAGAGAAGAGAGAUGUUAUUGUCAUCGGAGCUGGGAUAAGUGGGCUGUCAGCUGCUAGACUCCUUCAAGACCAAGGCCAAAAUGUGCUGGUGUUGGAGGCUAGAAACAGGGUCGGAGGUCGCACCUAUACACUGAAGGACCCCGCCUUCCAGUAUUUGGAUGUUGGCGGAACUUACGUUGGACCAGGUCAAAACAGGAUCAUCCGAGUUGCCAAGGAGCUAGGAAUCCAGUAUCAGAUGGUUAACGAGGCUCGGAGAACCAUCAGCUUCAGAAAUGGCAAGGCGGAGGCCUUUGAUAUGAAGAAUUCUGUCCCCAAGUCGCUUGGAAUCUUUGACUUAAUGGAUCUCAACAAUGCUGUGAGACUUAUAGAUGCCUACGCCAAAGAGAUCCCAGUAGCGGCACCGUGGGACGCUCCGCGGGCCUCGGAGUGGGACAGUAUGACUGUUCAGUCCUGGCUCGAUGCCACCUGCUGGUGUCAAUACACCAAGGAAGCCAUCACCAUCAUCUGUAGGGCAUCAAACGCUUCCGAGCCUUGCAACCUGUCCUUUUUGUUCUUCCUCUGGGGCAUCACAGUUGGCGGCGGAUUGACGAGGACUAUGAGCAUAACAAACGGUGCCCAGGAAAGAAAAUUUGUUGGCGGUGCCAUGCAGAUCAGCGAGGGACUGGCGGGGAAACUUGGAAAGGGACAUGUGCUGUUGAACCAUGUGGUGUCAAGCGUCGAGCAGUCUGAUGACGGAGUGAAAGUAACAACCCAAAAUGGGGACGUAUUUGAGGCUUCCUACAUGAUAAGUGCAGUUCCCAUGACGCUUCUUGGAAGGAUAACUUUCAAGCCUCGUCUACCAUCAGCAAAAAUCCAGUUGAUCCAGUGCAUGCCCAUGGGUUCAGUCAUCAAGACUUUCACAUUUUACAAGAGGAACUUCUGGAAAGACUUAGAUUACAGUGGAAUUGUUUUUAGCUGUGAUGGUCCUAUCAGUGGUACUUAUGAAGACUGCAAACCAGAUGGCUCUCACCCAGCUAUCAUGGGGUUUAUGAAUGGAGAGAAAGCAAGGAAAUACAGCUCACUUACCAAAGAAGAAAGGAAAAAAGUUGUUUGCGAGUACUAUGCCAAAGCAUUUGGAACAGAUGAAGCGCUGCACCCCAUUAACUAUGUGGAGCUUAACUGGAUGGAUGAGGAAUUCUCGGGUGGUUGCUACAUGGUCUCCCUACCUGCAGGCGUCCUCACCCAGUUUGGCAGGGUGAUGCGGGAACCGUUAGGGCGUGUCUACUUUGCUGGUACAGAGACCGCCGACCAGUGGAUGGGCUACAUGGACGGGGCGAUACAAGCUGGGGAGAGAGCUGGAAGAGAGAUUUUGCACCAGAAGGGACUGAUCAGCAAAGAUGAGAUAUGGCAGGAAGAGCCUGAAUCACUGGACAUCCCGGCCAAGCCUUUUGAUGAUAGCAUCGUGGAACGACUUCUACCAUCUGUACCUGGAUUUCUCAAGCUGGUUGUCACGGCAACAACCCUCGUGGCUGCAGGCGCCAUUGCGUUUUUCCUAUAGAGACAUGGUCUACCAGUUAUUGUGGCACUGAUAAUUUCCUUACCACAAAAAACAAAAUGUCGUCGAAGGCAAACUGAAGUAAAUGCUCAGGAAAUCAGCAUGACUAAAUGUAUUGGAUAUUUCUCAGGAUACAAAACAGAAGUAAUGAGUUAAAGUUGGUAUAUACAUUCUUUAACAAAAUUUUGAUAUUCUUUUCCGAGCAAAAUUUAAAGGAAUAUAAUGUACUGUAACAAAUAUAUUUGCUUGUUUGUUCCUUCGUACAGUUUUAAAAAUUGGUUUUAAAUGGGGUGCUCCAGUGCAGAAAUUGCGCACACUAUUCAGA